This is a messenger RNA of Spodoptera exigua (beet armyworm), 1648 nucleotides long. The record is from the annotation of a GenBank genome assembly. Lineage: Eukaryota; Metazoa; Arthropoda; Insecta; Lepidoptera; Noctuidae.
ACGGGUGUUAUUCUACUUAUUAGUAAAAUAUCGUACCAAAUAAUUAAUGUUAGUGUGAAAGCAUAAUGUUGACCCCACGCUUCAAGUUAACUCAGGACGAGAAUCACGUCUUUAUAACCGUGCACGCUCCGUACACAAACAUCGGCGACACAGAAAUAGAUGUGGAUGGCGAACAUUUUCUGUUUGUCUCUAGUCCGUACUUCUUGCGACUACGUCUGCCUGGCCGGAUUGUCGAUAAUGAUAGCUCUAAAGGCUCAUACAUUUGCGAUUCAGGCGACUUCAAUUUAACCUUUGACAAAGAAACCCCAGGCGAAAAUUUUGAAAACUUGGACAUGAUCACAAGCCUGCUUGCUCCUAAGGAUAUACCAGAUAUGAAUCCUAAUCUAGUAGAAAUGUUAGAAGAAGACGGAAUCACUCUAGAAAACGAAAACAAUGAAAUUAUUGACUACAGUAACAAGUAUUCAUAUGGAUUCGCUAAUAAAUUAACAACUGAGUUUAGCAACAUUGGAUCCGAGUUUCCGCAAAUAUUUGAGUUACGAGUUCCUGAAAAUGUCUCUAUUGAAGAAAGAACAGCUAAAAGAAUCAAACAUGAGAAUGAUAAGUUUUCCUCCGACCACUAUUUAGCUGAUUUCUAUGAUGAAGAACUUUUAGAACCGUUUCUAACAGGUACAGUGUCAUGGAAUGAACCAAAUUUCAACAAAGAGAUUGAAUUUACUGAUGAUGAACUGGGUGUGUUGAAAGAGCUACCAAAUAAAAACUUUUUGUUGAGUAAAACUGAGUAUGAAGAAGUUCUCUAUGGAUUAGUGGAUAUAUUGUAUGCUUAUUGCUAUGACAAACGAAGUACUUUGAAUGAGAGUACAGUGGAAUCAGGGUGGACUAUAAAUAAAUUGUCAGCAACCCUGAGCUGGUUCUGUACAUUUAGAGACAUGAAGGAGGUCCUCACCACCUGUUAUAGACGAGCUUUAAUAUACCCCAUAUUCAGAAACUAUGAUCUAUGCAUUAAAGUAAAAAAUGACCUUGUAUCUCUCUUCAAACUGGGGAAGAAAUUCAUAGUAAAAUGUAUGAUUGAAAUACACCAAUUAUUUAAUGCAAGCAAUGAUGCAAGAUACAUUUUAAAUCAAUUAUACAUAAGGGAUUAUCUGAUAUUCCUACAAAAAUGUAGGAAUGAGGAGUUGGAUGAACUUUGCAACAAUAUUGCAAAUAUUGAAAUAUCGAAAGAUGAUUUAGAACUGGACAUUGUGGAGUUAGAAGAAGCUGCGGAGUUAGUGAAACAAGAGGAGGUUGAUAGCAUUGUGGAAAAUGAAGUUGCCGUGAAGAUGGCAUCCAUGUCCUUGCUAACAGGUUUACAUCGAACAAAUCCUGUGUAUAUUGAGGGAGAAAGUGAUGAAUCUGAUUCAAGCGAUUCAUCGGACUCUUCGGAUUCCUCCGAUGAUUCUUCGGAUGAGUUGGACUCCGAUGAUGAUCCCUCUUGACAAAGAUAUGGCUUGUAGCAAUCAAGCAGCAAAGGCUUGUGAACAAUUGAGACUGAUAGCUUAAGAUGAGCAAGUAAUUCGGAGAUCAGUAGUACGGACAGAAUAAUAAUUUGUGUAUGUGAAUUAAAGUGAAUCUCAAUGCAAAUGUUUCUCAAGCCGGGACUUUUAGUGUCAUA